Messenger RNA from Penicillium canescens, 1170 nucleotides. RefSeq names its product phosphatase PAP2 family protein. Bases 1 to 1170 code for a protein of 389 amino acids. Gene Ontology annotation, molecular function: phosphatidate phosphatase activity. The transcript has 3 exons. The record is from RefSeq and is a predicted model, not a curated record. Gene Ontology annotation, biological process: phospholipid metabolic process. NCBI's taxonomy places the organism in Eukaryota, Fungi, Ascomycota, Eurotiomycetes, Eurotiales, Aspergillaceae.
AUGGCCCUCCUAAAAGACUCCCUAACAACAAUCUCAUCCCUCUCCAAACUCCUCUUUCUCUCCUACAUACUCGACUGGAUAUUUAUAAUCGGCAUCGCUCUAAUAGGCUAUGGCUUCUACAAACAACACCCAAACCGCCACCCCUUCAGCCUCACCGACCCAACAAUAAGCUACCCCCUCAGCCCAGAAACUGUAACAAUGGAAACCCUCCUCCUAGUCAGCCUCUUCGCACCAGCAGUUCUGGUCUUCCUAAUCUGCGCGCUUGUCGUGCCGGGUAGUGCCGCAGCCACCAACCCCAAGUCCUCCGCGGCGCAGAUCAUCCGUCGCAAGAUCUGGGAAUGGAAUGCCGGAUGGAUGGGACUGGCGCUUGCGCUUGCGAGUACGUGGUGCGCGACGCAGGGGUUGAAAGCUCUUAUUGGGAAGCCGAGGCCUGAUUUGAUUGCGCGCUGUAAUCCGGAUUUAUCGCUAAUUGAUAAGUAUACGGUUGGAGGGUUGGGUGGGAAGGUUGAUGGGGGGCCGGUGCUGGUUUCUUGGGAGAUUUGUCGGGAUCAGUCGAAUAGUUUGAGGAUUGAUGGGUUUGCUAGUUUUCCGAGUGGGCAUGCUUCUUUUGCGUUCUCUGGCUUGCUCUACUUGACUCUCUGGUUAUGUUCCAAAUUCUCCGUGGGAUUCCCUUAUCUUCCGCAUUAUCCUGUUGAAGACCAGAGCUUCGCUGAUGAUGCCACCUCCGUCCGGAGAAGGGGCGCUGCACCGCCUGUCUAUCUCAUGCUGAUCGCAUUCUUUCCGACGGCGACAGCUGCUUUUAUUGCUGGGUCACGCUGGUUCAAUUACCGGCACCAUGGCUUUGAUAUCCUUUCCGGUUCGGCGGUUGGGAUCUUCUUCGCCUGGAUCGGGUUCAACAUGUACCAUCUCCCUAUCCGCCGUGGCGCGGGCUGGGCUUGGGGUGCGCGCAGUCGCAGGAGGGCAUUCCUGCGUGGUGUUGGAUUCCCUAGUUCGCUUGGAACUGACGGCUGGGCGUAUACACACAACAGUGACGUCGAGACACACGCCAAUGGUCACAGUAAUGGCCUCGGCACUGAUAUCGAGAUGGCACCUCGGAGUCGAGAUGCGCCGUUUGAAGGCCACGCUAAGCCGGGCAGUAGCUCUGGCAAUGGCGCCAGGCUGGAGGAAUGA